AAAAGCAGCCUCUGCAUUUUUGUCUGUCUGAAUGCUACAGCAGCACGGGGGGAAAAAGAUUGUGGAUAAGGCAAAAACUGGAGAAAUGUGACAAUUCAACGGUCAUUUUCAUGGCGAAGGGAAAACUGGUGCGAAAGGAGUUAUUCUUGGACUCCUUUGAGCCUCGAAACGCUGGAUCAAAAUGCUCAUAGUGGAGAAGACAACAGACUUCCCCUCUGCUGAGUUCUCUCUCGUGGAGGAUGUGGCUCUGCACUUCACCUGUUUGAUGGACAGGCUGAACGAGCAGCGCCUCUUCCAACCUGACCUGUGUGACGUUGACAUUGUUCUGGUGCGUCAGCACAGCACCUUUCCAGCCCACAAGGGUGUGCUGGCAGCAUACAGCCCUUUCUUCCACUCCCUUUUUGCCCAAAGCAAACAGCUGCGGCGGGUGGACCUGUCGUUGGAUGCCCUGACCUCACAGGGCUUGCAGCAAAUCCUCAACUUCAUUUACACCUCUAAACUGCUGGUGAGCAGCCGCACUGUCCGCGACGUGCUGAACGCAGCUACCCUGCUUCAGAUGAGCGACAUCGCAGCCUCCUGUCGCGACCUCAUCAGCAGCCACUCGCUGAGAACCACCUGUGCAGAUAUGGCCAAUCAGGAAGGGCUUGGCAGCGGUGACUCAUCUGUUGUAGCAAUUCCCCCAAGCCAGCUCUACCGGGAGAUCAAACAAGAGUCAGAGCUAGGCAGGGUGUACACGAGGGAGGGCAGCAGCCCAUUUUCUGUUAGAGUGGAGGAGGCAGGAAAGACACCCUCCCAGCAGAAGCAGUACUACCAGAAAGAGGAGGGGACAGGGGGCGGGGCUGGCACAGGUGCUUUGUGCAAAGUAGAAGGCAAUGGAGAAGAGUCAAAGACCACAGAAAGCCACUCCUCCUUCAACAGAGAUCAGAUCAUCGUUGAAGUCAACCUAAACAACCAGACCCUUAAUGUGUCAAAGGGAUCAGAGGGCAAAUCAGCAACUGCCACAGAGACAGCCACCAUGUUUGGUCGUUGCCGUAACAACGAGAGAGAUUCAGAGGAUGAUGAGGACAAUGAAGCGGAGAAUGAUGAUGCAGUUGAAGAAGAUGAGGAUGAACUGAAGAGGGGAGACAUACUGGGGCAGAGCAGUGAGGAGGAAGAUGAUGAUGAGGAGGAUGAAGAAGAGGAGGAGAAUACCCUAAACAUUCCAGGCUUGGAGCAGACAGCCAUGAUGGAUCGACCUCGACGGGGCACCAGAGCCUUAGCCAUGGCAGGAACAGCCUCCAUGCGGCAGACACUGGCAGAGGCCACACUAACCAACCAACGGACGGGUGGGAAGAGGACUCUGGAUGCAGAGGGCCCGGGGCAGAAAGUGAGGCUGGAGGAGAAGCAACAUUUCCCAUGUAAGAAAUGCCCUCGCGUCUUCAACAACCGCUGGUAUCUGGAAAAACACAUGAACGUCACUCACAACCGUAUGCAGAUCUGUAAUAACUGCGGGAAACGCUUCUUGCUGGAGAGCGAGCUGCUGUUGCACCAACAGACUGACUGCGAGAAGAGCAUCCAGUGUGUAACAUGUGGCAAGUCCUUCAAGAAGCUGUGGUCAUUACAUGAGCAUAACAAGAUUGUCCAUGGCUACGCUGAGAAGAAGUUCUCCUGUGAGAUCUGUGAGAAGAAGUUUUACACCAUGGCUCAUGUCAGGAAGCAUAUGGUCGCCCAUACGAAGGACAUGCCGUUCACCUGUGAGACGUGCGGGAAGUCAUUCAAGCGCAGCAUGUCCCUGAAGGUUCACUCUCUGCAGCACUCAGGAGAGAAACCCUUCAAGUGUGAGAACUGCAGUGAGCGCUUCCAGUAUAAAUACCAGCUGCGUUCCCACAUGAGCAUCCACAUUGGACACAAGCAGUUCAUGUGCCAGUGGUGCGGAAAGGAUUUCAACAUGAAACAGUAUUUUGAUGAACACAUGAAGACACACACUGGAGAGAAGCCGUACAUCUGUGAGAUCUGUGGGAAAAGCUUCACGAGCCGGCCCAACAUGAAGCGCCACCGCCGUACCCACACUGGAGAAAAGCCGUACCCCUGCGAGGUGUGUGGCCAACGCUUUCGCUUCUCCAACAUGCUCAAGGCCCACAGGGAGAAAUGCUUCCGUGUCAGCAACCCCAUGGUUACAGAUGGCAACGACCCCCUCGGCCUCGACCAGCCCCUGGCCUUGCCUGCUGUGGACUCCUCCGGUCAGGUCCAGCUGGGGACGACGCUUCCCGCCACGUCUGUGACCACAACCGCUGUUGCCUCUAGCCCCCACCCCCUCCAUGGCACACAUCUGGCUCUCCCCCUGCUGCACCCCAUGGGGGGGCUGCCUCCCACCCCUCAUUUACCCCCACCGCCUCCCCUGUUCUCUGCCGGUAGGAUGAACUCCAACAACUAACAAAUCUCUGUAGCAUUGAAAGCACUUUGUUACUUUUAGUUUUACUAUUUUUCUUUGAGCUUUUAAGAAGACUUGUGCAGCAAAAGGGUGAUGCACCUCAGUGACAUUUACACAGAGCAGAAAAACUGAUACAAGGCUACAUGGAGGCCUCAUAAAAUCACUCGUACACCUAAUACAAUUAGAAAGAGUUAUUUUUUACUCUGUUGAAUACAAUAGAUAACCUCAGUGUCCAGUAGGACGUGUCUUCAUCACUCUUCUCCUCGUGAAUUUCACAACAUUGUCCUGGUUCCAUUUGGGAUUUUCCGACACCACACACAUCUCUCCAGAGCCUUGCACAAUGCAUUGAUUGUAGCAUCUUUUACAAAGUGGGAGGAAGAGUUUCCUAAAUCUUCACUUCACGGAAUUCAUCUGUCGAGUGAAAACCACACUAUGAUGAGAAAAAAUGUUUUAUUUUCCAUUCUCUGCCAAGAUGUAGCGAGUGGUUCUGGUUCUGACCCAGCAAUAACCAAAUGUUGAUUUGUCUUUGAGCAUAUACAUGUAUACGGCAUUGCCAUUAACCAAAUCCUGUUAGCUCACCUGCUAUAGUUAGGUAAUGUUAUACAGCAUUUAUAAUCGAUCCUGCACCUUAUUUACCAUUUAACUCUAGUAAUAUUUAAAAUGUACUCCUAAUGGUCUUCAUUUUUAUAAUUGUGAUAGUGUGUAAUUUGUGGCACGUUAACGUCAAUUUGUAAGGCCAUAAGAGAAGUUGUGGCAUGUGGAGAUUCAACCAUGCAAUGCAGUGUGUGUUGUUUGUGACAGUGUGUAUAUGUGUGUGCGUGCGCGUGUGUGUUUGUAUGUGUGUGUGAGAUGUGUAGCAGAGGUGGGAGGUGAAAAUACUCAGAUCUACGUGUGCAUUCAGCUAAUUAACGCUUGAGCUUCCCCAAAUCAGGAGAUGGAGAAAUUUGUUGACCCUAAUCUUUUGCUUACAUUAAGCGAGCAAGCUCCUCUCCUGUAGAACUGGCUUUGAGACAAUAUGGCACUUUUCUGUGACUUGUUAGUAAAACCUAAUGUACUCGGACCUACAGUAUAUUUGUAGGUUUAAUUAUAAUUUUAAUGUUAACUUACAGCUCAUUUCCCAACUAAACCCAAUCUGUGUUUGAAAAAUGUCAACAGUGUAGGGAUAAUAAUAUUCACAAAAACCCGUUAAUGUAGCUCAUUAAGUGUGUACAUUUCAUCAAUAUAUAUAGUGUGAAAUGAUGAACAUUAUAUUCCAAUGCCUAAAUCUCUUAAAGAACACUGACAGUGAUUACUUUUGCCACUACAGAGCUUAUCACUAAAAGGGCUCCUAACUGUUACAUUACUGUUACUGUACAAACUAGUUAACAGUGACCUGUAGAAGCUAAACAAAGUUAGGGACAUGCAAUAUAAUGUGGUGUAAUACCCCUCAAAAAAAUUUGGCUCUUUGUGCACUUUUGACAAGUGUUUGUCAUAAAUCUACUGGAGCAGAACUAAAGAAAUUGUAAUCAAAUCCUUGUCAUUAAAAAUGUCUAAUGGGAGUAGUUCACCAUUUUCUGAAAUGUGCUUAUUUGAUUUGUUGCUGAGAGAUUAGAAGGUCAAGGCCAUCCUCAUACCUGUCCAUCAAAUAUGUAGCUACAUAUUAGCUUAGCCUAUCAUAAAGAGUGGCAGCAGCAGGCCUGGCUCUUUCCAAAGGUGACAAACAUCCACCUACUAGCACUUCUAAAGCUUUCUAAUUAACAUGUUGCAUCUUGUGUGUUAAAUCCUUACAAAUAGUGUAAGACAAUAAUUUGUGGUUCUACCGUGAAAUGGAGCUAGAGUCAGUUUUUUUGAGCUCUAAAGCUCCAAAAUUAACUGUUUAUAUCUUGUUUGUUUAAUCUAUACAAAAACCAAAGUUUGAAAAUUACCCUUUUUGACUUUUGAUUGUGGUGCUGUGACAAAAACACACAAAAUUUAUGUUAAUGUUACUUAGUGACCUUAAGAGGCUGAUUUGGCUGAUUUCGUUACAUUAGAGCUGAGCCAAGCUAGCUGUUUUGUCCUGUUUCCAGUCUUUAAGCUAAACUAAGCUAACCAGUUGCUAGCUGUAUCUGAAUAUUAAAAAGACAGGCAUGAGAGAGGUAUCAAUCCGCUCAUACAACUCUCAACAAGAAAUCGGACAUUUCAUCAGUUUCUUAUCCAAGAAGAGUCUCUGUGCACUAUUGAUGCACUCCCACUCACUUUAUCUAUAGCUAGCCUCCUUGUAGUGUAGCAUUAACCUGUAAAUAUUGUUAAGAUGUGUUUCUUCCUUGUGAUUAAUUCCUCAUGUUUACAUUCGGAGAGUCAGUUGAAUGUGUCCCCACAUGUGUCUUGGCUGGUUCUAGCGGAAGUUGGAAUUUGUGGAUUAAGCUUUUGUAAAUGUAAUAAGCUGUUAAUUGUUUUAUUUAAAAGACAGAUUUAAGCACCUUAGUGUAGUCUUAUGUCUUAGCUCACCCCAGUUAAAUGUAUUUCUUAAACUGCCAUGGUGAAAUGGUUAGGGCCACAUCAGAUGUUAUUUGACAAUGGUACGUUUUAAUUAUUUUCUUCAUGUGUCAAACACGUUUUGUGUUUUGAUUUGCUGCUUUUGUACAGGGUCCAGUUUGUGACUGCCCUUUAAAGGAAAAGUCUAGAGCUGUUGAAUUGUUGGCUGUGAUAAAUCCAAUUUUUAGCCUUACUGGAAGGUGAGCUCCAGGGUCAGAAAUUAGCUACAAUUUAGAUAUUUGGAGGAGUUUGAGGAGGGAACUGUCACAUUUUAUACCCAUCUAAGAUCUUGAUCUUGUCAUUGGUAGAUGGGGACAACAGAUUGUUGACACAGACAGGGAUAAAGGCAACCUGUCAAUGUCACACAAACAUAAGGACUGUUGCUCUCUUGUGGCAACUCAAUAAACUGCACUCUGUUAGCAAUCCUACACUAAAGAAAGAGAAAAGCCUUCGUCAGAGUCCAUUAUCAUUCAUAGUUAUCAUCAGAGAAGCCCAUAGUAUUUUUGGGAUCAUAAGAAAAGUCUAAAAAUCCACUUUUCAAGUAUUUUCCUACUUCACUGUUUUGAAAAGCACUAGCCCAAGAGAAAAUACUGAAAUACUGUGGUUAUAGCUUGUGUGUUUACCUUAUACUUGGAGGGAUUUGAAUGUUUUUGUGUUAUGGAUAGUGAUAGUAACUGACAUUAAAGGAGGAAGGAUAGUAGUUAAUACUACUGAAUUAUGCACUUUGAUUGCCACACUAGCCCAUAAUGGGGACAUGUAUGCAGAUAAAAGAUGAAAAAUAGAAAGCAGAGAUUUGUAAUGGUGGAACAAUCUAAAUCCAAAGGCAUACAUUUUGAAUUUAAAUGUACCAGGGGGAUUUGGAUGCUCAUAAAUUACUAACAACUACUAACACGUUCUCUGUGUUAUUUGUUUGACAUUGAUCAGAAGCUGUGGUUAGUAAGUUGCAGAAGUUGCAGACCUGGACCUGGACCGGUGCUUUGCUUCCUAGAAUAACUGAGUGGAUCAUUUGCUGUGGUAUGGCAUCCUGCACACUGAGGACAAGUCAGCUGUGAGCAGUCAGUUAUAUUUCACCCUGCAGUUAGGUGGUGUUUCUGUGUUUCAGUGUACCUGCUUUGCACUGUGCUGCUCUUUAACAAGUAUUUGUGACUCCUCCCUGAGGGUGCAUUCAUUACAGCUAUGGUCGUUCCCUGAUCGCUACCAUAAUCAGGAGAAAUUUUAGGUGUUACCAGUUUGCUCCUAUUGAAGAAGCUUAAUAUGUGACUGUUAUAUUUCAAGCUAUGAGAAAGUGCAAAGGUAGGCGUCAGUUGCCAAAUUGAUUGAUGAAAGACACAAUAAUUAUUGUUAGCACUUUAUACUCCAGUUCAGCAAGUAGGGUUUGAAGGCUGAUACAGUAGCAGUUAUUUGAAUCAAAAUCUGCUGAUGGUAGGUGUGUGUGUUUUUUUUGUUUUUUUUUGUUUUGUUUUCUUAAUAUUUUCAUGGCAGAAGAUUAUAGGAAAUUACAAGAAUGCAGUUUCUGCCAGAUUUUGUUCUUGGCAGGUGUUCGGGCCCCUCAAACCCCCUCCAAAGGGACAACAAAACUAUUUGUUCAGAUCCUGCAAAUAUAAUUCCUAUUGUAUGUAUCUGCUUGGAGUCAGAUCAAAAUAAUGUUAUACUAGAACCUAUUCAAGUUAGGGGCUUUCCAACCAGUGAAGUAUUAAUCAGUUGCUGUUAUGAUAAAAUCAAACAAACAGCAUCACUUCAUCACUUCAGAGGUGAAUGAUACAUUGAGCAGAUGAUCUGUUUUUUUUUUUUUUGUUUUUUUUACAGGCCAAGGUUUACAUAUUAAAUUGGUAAACAGGUUAAAAAAAACAAAACUAUUUGUUUUAUCUCACUUCACACACUAUAUUACAUAUAUAGUACUGUAUACAGUGUCCAGAGAAAUUUUAGAGACUGGAAAGUCUAAAUCCACCCUAUAAAGCAAAAUUUGCAUUUAAAUCCUUUGUCUUGGAUUUAUUGAAGUCUUCCCUAAAUCCAAAAAGGACAAAAGUAAUCUGUGACAUCAUCAAAGCGUCGCUUUAUAGAGACACAUUUGUGGACCCAUACAGCACCGAAAUCCUGAAAAAGAACACAACAAAUCAUUUUUUCUUUUAAGUGUAUUUUUCAAUUCCGUGUUUUAAAGUUAAAUGGCAGUAAAGCUGAGAUUCUAGUAAGCAAGAAGGGAAAUUUUGCACAGUGUUUAGGAGUCCUUUAUUCUAGGCAUGUAGGCUUAUGUCUUUAAAUUAGCCAGAUUCUCCUUUACUAAAGCUAGCAGCCAAAGGCUUGUAUUAGAUUAGGCAAAGGUUGACCUGCUCUUGUCCUGAAAUGAGGGUUUGUCAUUGAAUAAGUGGGUGGCUAGACAGCAACAUACUGACUGUGCAUUCUGCAUUGCACCCAAGGCAAAUGUUUGUCACAUAAUGAAACAAUGAGAAAGGUAGUUGUUUCAAAGCAGAGUGCUCAUGGGAUUGCCAAGUUGAGUCUCCUCUGGGACAUGGAAUUUUGGGUUUAGCUGCCAGAGCAGAAGCGUGUAUCCAAAAGGAUUUGAUUCUGUGGCCUUCAGCUUCCAAGAAUAUGGUAAUAUGAAAAUAUCUGAAUUUCAUAGCAGUUACUAAGGUUUCAAGAAGAUGGUAGAGAGAAAGCAUUGUAUGUAUGUAAGGAUUUGAUGUGUUAAUCUUUUGAAGAGGGGAAAAAGUUUCCUUUUUCGAAAAAAUGGAGGAAGAAUUUUUUUUUUCAAAUUUUCCCAUAUUUAGGGUAAACUUAUGAAGCCCAAAAACUGACAAAAGGUUAUCAGUAAAGUCAAAAGUAUAACUAAAUGCAUUGAUAAAUGAUAUUGUUAGUUAAAUGAUUAAAAUGGAGUGUGAAAAGUAGAGCUGCAAAGAUUAGCCAAUUAGUCGAUUAACAGAACAAUAAUCUGCAACUAUUUUGAUAAGUAAUUAAUGGCUUUGAGUCCCUUUUUUUUUUCUUAAAGAAAGAAUGCCAGUCUUCUUUAGUCUUCUGUGAAAGUAAACUGUAUCUUUGGGUUUUGGACUGUUGGCUAGACAACACAAGACAUUUAAAGACAUCACUUUGGGUGCUGGGAAUUUGUGAUGGACAUUUUUCUAAACUCUUUUCUGAAACUUUAUGGACAACGUUAUCUAUUAAUCAAGAAAAUAAUAAGCAAAUGAAUCAGCUAUGAGAGCAAUUGUUAGUUGCAGCCCCACUAAAAAGAAAUAUAAAGGUUUAUAAUUUUCCUUUAACUUAAAUCAGUUGGUUAAAAAGCUAAGAGCUACUUACAAGUUUUUGGUUUAGUUUGUUUUAAAAAGACAUUAAACACACACACAAAAAAUGUAAAGGAUAUCACAAUGAUGAAGUCUGACACUUACUUUCAUUGUUGUUGAUGAAAAUUAGACAAUUACUUGAAGGUGAAAUGUUAUGAAGAUAAAAGCAGUGUGACUUUCUAAUUAGCUUUAGCUAGCUAACCUUAAAUACUAAAAUGCUUUAGCUACUGCUAGAUGUGUUUAUACAGUGAUAUUACUGCAGUAUGCAGUAGGAUAUACGGAUGAUUAACGUGCCACAGCUGGUAUAGUUUUAUGAGGAAACUUAGCUUCAGCUUGGUAGCUAGGUGACAAGGCUGGUGUUCAUUGUGUUUAGCCACUAGUGUUUUCAGUUAAGCUAGCUAGCCGCACAGUCCUCUCAUUUGCUCCCCUAAUGUUAAAACAAAAACACAAACCCUGAAUGUCACUGCUUUGGACAUAAAUGAACAUGCCCAUCUCACCAUAUAUGCAUUAGAAAAAUUGGAAAUGUGGUGAGGAAAGUGGGACAUGUUUCUUUAAAAAAAAAAAAAUUAAUUUAAAAAAAAGGAAACUAAGGAGCUUAAAAAAACUACAUGCUAGUGUUACAACUACAAGAGUAAAAUAAUUAUGUUUAAAUUUAUUUUAUCAACUGAUUGGGGAAGUUAAAGUGAAAGUACAAAGCUUUAUAUUUCUUAUUAUACUCGAUUUAAAUAUUUUACUGGCUGAAUAAGUAAUUUAUGUGUUCGUUUGUAUUAUUACUCAUCUGAAAAUAUUUUACUAUAUUUUGUCAGUUGCUGGGCUGACAAAAGAACACGAACAUGAAAUUGGAAAACAAGUGUUGUUGGUUAUUUUGCAUGUGAAAGUUUGGUUACCUGUUCUAAUAAAUUCCCCUUUUUGGGGAAAGGUAUAAGUGAUGAUAAUCAUAGGCACAAAUGCCAUAGUCAAUUCAAAGAUGUAUCAUCCACAUACCCUCUACAUUUCCCAUACUUACUAAUUUUGCAGCUCUGUUAAAGAAAUCAUAAUGUGUACUGUAAUUUGCCGAUUCUCUACUUUAUAACGUAAACACUAUGUCUCAGUUAGCUCGGGUGUACAAAGACCAUGUGUAGGCAGUAGUUGUCAAGUUCAGCUUAUUAAAAUACUAAAAACAGUACAAGGACAUUAGUGUCUAGAGGUGCUAAUAACAUUAGACUGUAUUUUCUGUCUUUUAUUGUAUUAUUGACUAGUGUCUACCGUCUGUAACACAGCAGAGCGUAAUGAAAUCAUUUCAAUAUUAAACAGUAUAG
Molecule: messenger RNA, 9473 nt
Organism: Xiphias gladius (swordfish)
Lineage: Eukaryota; Metazoa; Chordata; Actinopteri; Istiophoriformes; Xiphiidae
Gene: zbtb47b
Product: zinc finger and BTB domain containing 47b
Exons: 6
Coding region: 182-2413 (743 amino acids)
Biological process (GO): regulation of transcription by RNA polymerase II
Cellular component (GO): nucleus
Molecular function (GO): DNA-binding transcription factor activity, RNA polymerase II-specific; RNA polymerase II cis-regulatory region sequence-specific DNA binding; protein binding
Source: RefSeq, a predicted model, not a curated record